AUGUCAUUCACCGGCCAGGAUGACCCAUUCUUACAGGCUCAGGCUGAUGUCCUAUCCACUUUGAAGACCACGAGAUCAUUAUUCUCCUCCUACCUUCGAAUAAGAUCUCUCGCCUCAUCCGCAUCAUCUCCUGAGCUGGCACAAGCUCGCAGCGAGCUCGAGUCCACCGUCCAAGAUCUCAGCACAGACCUACAAGACCUAGUAGACAGCGUAAAGGCUGUCGAAGGGGAUCCUUUCCGAUAUGGAUUGGAUAUUGAUGAGGUGGGGCGAAGGCGAAAGCUGGUACAAGAUGCCGGAGGUGAAGUUGAAAGUAUGCGGCAAGAGCUCGCAAAGACCGUUAUUGGCGCCCAGAGCAAAGGCCAAGGCAUGAACGGAACACUGCCCCCACCAUCGGCUUUUGACCCAGAUGAACCUGACGGCGAUGAUUAUGGCGUCUUCGAACAGCAAAGACAAGUUGAGAUGAUGCAUGAGCAGGAUGAGGCGCUAGAUGGUGUAUUCAAGACCGUGGGAAAUCUACGACAGCAAGCAGACGAGAUGGGUAGAGAGCUUGAAGAGCAGGGAGAGAUGCUCGAAGAUGCGGACAGGCUGGCCGAUAGAGUGGGAGGCAAGCUGCAGAACGGCAUCAAGAGAGUUGGCUGGGUCAUAAAGAAUAACGAGGAUACAUGGUCAAGUUGCUGCAUUGGCAUCCUGAUAUUUGUCUUGAUACUUCUCCUCGUCCUCGUUCUCAUUCUGUGA
Molecule: messenger RNA, 735 nt
Organism: Letharia columbiana
Lineage: Eukaryota; Fungi; Ascomycota; Lecanoromycetes; Lecanorales; Parmeliaceae
Exons: 3
Coding region: 1-735 (244 amino acids)
Biological process (GO): Golgi vesicle transport
Cellular component (GO): membrane
Source: RefSeq, a predicted model, not a curated record